This is a messenger RNA of Penaeus monodon (black tiger shrimp), 1938 nucleotides long. RefSeq lists its product as uncharacterized. Gene Ontology annotation, biological process: proteolysis. NCBI's taxonomy places the organism in Eukaryota, Metazoa, Arthropoda, Malacostraca, Decapoda, Penaeidae. Gene Ontology annotation, cellular component: membrane. The record is from RefSeq and is a predicted model, not a curated record. Gene Ontology annotation, molecular function: serine-type endopeptidase activity. The transcript has 16 exons. The annotation marks the transcript as partial.
UUCCAAUUUACCCUUCCUCCCUCUUAUUAUUAUCAUAUUAUCUUUAUCUCUUCCCUCUUUAUCCUUCUCGCCCCCCCCUCUCCAAAGGCUGACGUGGAAGUCCGACUUGUUGGAGGCCCUGCUGACGAAGGCGGCCGAGUGUCAGCGGGGAGGGUCGAGGUGCGCUACCUGGGCAUCUGGGGAACCGUGUGCGAUGACGACUUCAGUUUGGAGGAAGGGCAUGUGAUCUGCCGCAUGUUGGACUGGGAGGGCGCCGCCUUCGUCUACAAGAACAACUCCUUCGGGCCGGGCGAGGGGCAGGUGUGGCUCGAUGACGUCAGGUGCCUCGGGUACGAGUCGUCGGUGGCCGACUGCCAGCACCUCCCUUGGGGGCAGAACAACUGUGACCACACGGAGGACGUCGGGUUGCUGUGUUCGAAUACGCCGGCGACGGCGUCCGUCGGGUCAGGUCUAGUGGAUCCGUCAGACAACUCCGUGCCCGACCUACCCUCCCUCCCCCUCACGUGCGGGCGGCGGGAGGUCGAAGACACGCCGACCGCGCCCAUGGAGAGGCCGAAGGUGGUCAGCGGUCACACGCCUCCGCCCGGCGCCCACCCUUGGAUGGUCGCCAUUAAGGUGCGGACAAAGACGGGGCCGUCGCAGUGGUGCGGGGGCGCCAUCCUUGGGGAGGACCACAUACUCACCGCCGCCCACUGCGUCUACAAGUACCCAGCCUCAACAUACAUACUCAAAGUCGGAGAUUACAACAGCCAUGAGGAAGAGGAGGGAGAGCAGCAAUUCGGUGUGUCCUCCAUGACCCUGCACCCGCAGUUCGACAAAGGGCCUUAUCUCAACAACGACAUCGCUAUUCUCACCGUUAAGAGGAAGGAUGGCAAAGGGAUAAGGUUCGGGAGGUACGUGCAGCCCUUGUGCCUCGUGCCACCCGGCUGGAAAUACCCCUCGUAUCUCAAUUGCACGGUUGCAGGGUGGGGCAGCCUCGGUCCCGAAUUAGUACAGUCCGUGAAACACAAAAAUCGUAGAGGACAGCCCAGUCUAGGGUGCCUCCUGCUUGCAGCAGCUACUGCCCGUAAAGGUGAGAAUCACCUAAUGAUACACCUGUGCUUCAAGGAGCACAGGAAGCAAGUUUUUGUUUCCUCGAGUCCACAUCCCUUAACACUGGUGCUCCUAGUGGUGGUAAACGUGGCACAUUAUAUUAAGAUGGAUGGUGUCUUCGCCUCUUCGACAGUCACAGUGUACAAGCUUCAGCAGUUUCGCCCGCCAAUCAUGUCCCCACUUAAAUCCGGCGUGAAAUUCCCAACAAGCAUAUCAGCCUUUGUUCUCAACCAAACGACUGUAAAUAUCCUUUCCUCGUUCUCUCUUCAUCUCGGUCCCCAUACUUCUGUCGCCCUCUUGCCUCAUACAACGGCAGGCAAGGGAGCCAUUCACUCGCUCCUUCAGUCCUAUUCUCAGGCUAAAACUGGAUUGCUUAAUGUUCCGUGUACCGGAGGUUGCAACGACGUCGAAAUGCUCAACACAUGUCAUACGACGGGCGAGGGAGCCAUUUACUCGCUCAUUCAGUCCCAUUCUCAGGCCAAGGAGCAAGCUAUUGCUACUUGGGACAGAGAACAGCGACCCUUUUCUUGGAAUUUGUUGCGCUUGGAGUUUAUUCAACAGGUUUUGCGAUACAAAUCAGCUAAAACUAUAUUCAACAACGUAAAAAGUGGUAUCACAAAUCGACUUGCAGAUACAAAUAAAAAGCAAACUACAAAAGAAGAGCCGAACAGAUUUGAGUUAAGACUUUUGUUUAAAAUUUCCAGGAAAUUUAGACGUGUUCACAAGCUCUCACGUCCCUAUAGUGUGAACGUCUCCCUGAGAGGAAAAAAUGGUAUUAGGGCCAUGGAUGCAGAAUGUAGCGAUAGAGUAGAGUAUGAAGAAGAACGCGGCAUUGGAAGAGAGUGA